This is a messenger RNA of Rhizophagus irregularis DAOM 181602=DAOM 197198, 1421 nucleotides long. Lineage: Eukaryota; Fungi; Glomeromycota; Glomeromycetes; Glomerales; Glomeraceae. The record is from RefSeq and is a predicted model, not a curated record.
AAGGUCUAAUUGGUAUAUUUCAAAGUCCACAAACCUACCACCUUUUUGUCCUGUUUGUCCUGUUUAUACACUAAAAUUGCUUCUCUUCGCGUGUAAUUGAAAAUUCUUUCUAUAUAAUAUAACGUUUUUCACAAUUUAUAAGGGCGUAAGAUCCUUCUUUUUUGCUUUUAUACUUUUUUAAAGUUGGUUUUGUGGUUAUGUCUGCGAAAAUCGAUGAUAAACGGCGGUUGAAAGUCGCGGCACAAGGGCUACGAAAAACUGCUAUUAGCUUACAAGCCGCUGUUGUAAGUCUUUUACAAACUGCGGAUGCGCUCUCUGCCGAAACCGAUGAAAAUUUAGUAGAAAAUAACCCUCUAGACGUCAAUCUUCAGGAUUUCUUAAAAGGCGAUAUUAAUAGUACUCUUAUUAAAUUGCUCAAUAAUGCUCUCAAUGGCGAUGGAGAAGCACUAGAUGAUGAUCAAAAGGCUCAACAAAAUGGUAAACGUGCUGCAAACGGAGUCAAGAAAUCUACACGUAAGCCAAGACCACCUCGUGAUCCUAAUGCACCUACAAAACCACAGAAUGCUUUUAUAUUAUUUCAAAAAGAGGUUGCCAGUCAAGUAAAAGCGGAAAAUCCAGAUAAACAAUGGCCAGAAAUAGUGCAUUUGAUAAGUGCCCGUUGGAAGGGUUUGCAAAAGGAGGAAAAAGAAAUAUAUGAGCAUAGAUUUGAGGAGGCUAAACAAACCUAUGAAACCGAACUUAAGACUUAUAUGGAAAAGAAAAAUAAAGAUCUAGUGGUAACAGCAGUUGAUCCUGAUGGUGUUGAAGAAAAUAAUGAUACGUCUGACUCUGUUACGCCUGAUUCAGAGUCCAUCACAUCUCAAAGUGAUGAAGAAGAUGAAGAAGAUAUACCAAAUCCUUCUAAUUCUCGCUCAUCACGUUCAAAGGUGAGAUCAAGUACGUCCGCGAAAAGUGCGCCACACCCUAAUCCGGAAUCUUCAAAGAAAAAGCCCAUAAAGCGCAAAACCCAGGAGGACGACGAUGACGAAAGCGCUCACGAAGAAGAGCAGAAAAAAUCAAAGAAAAAAGCCUCAAACGAAGAAGGUGAAGUGCAAAAAAAAAAGAUCAAGAAAAGCUCUCGAGAAGAAAAAGAUAAGAAGAAGAAAAAUAAAAGGAACAGACAAGAUUGAGUCUUUACAGGUGUUGUAACUGAAAGUGACGAGGAUUCAAUUUUCUCUUUUUUUACUUAUCUAUAAUAUCCUAAAAAGAAAAAAAAAAAAAAAUUUAAUAAUCAUUGUAAAAAGAAAUUUAUUUAUUUUUUUUUCUCUGACAUUUUGAUUAAUUUUGUUAUAGGAAUAUAAAUAUUGAUUUUAAUUAUACUCACAAUUUGCUUAAAUAAUCUUUUCAACUAAUAUAAUACAUGAAUAAAAAAUUAACGUAUG